Molecule: messenger RNA, 1386 nt
Organism: Striga hermonthica
Lineage: Eukaryota; Viridiplantae; Streptophyta; Magnoliopsida; Lamiales; Orobanchaceae
Source: the annotation of a GenBank genome assembly
AUGCCACUAUUUUCCUCCUCACUCCUCAAACCUUUCUCCACACCGUUGCCUCGAUACCCGCUCCAAAUCCACCGGAAAACCCUAUACUCAGUCGCGGCCGUCCAGAUGAGCUCCAAGGAGGCCAAGCUAUGGGGAGGACGGUUCGAGGCCAGCACCACCGACGCCGUCGAGAAAUUCACCGAGUCAAUCUCAUACGACAAGGCGCUCUACAAGCACGAUAUCAUGGGAAGCCGCGCGCACGCCUCCAUGCUCGCCUCUCAGGGAUUGAUUACCGAAGGCGAUAGGAACGAGAUUCUGAGAGGCCUCGAUGAGAUUGAGAGGCUGAUCGAGAGAGGGGAUUUCGCUUGGAGGACGGACAGGGAGGACGUACACAUGAACAUUGAAGCUGCGCUCACAGACCUGGUUGGCGAGCCUGCAAAGAAGCUCCACACUGCCCGGAGCAGGAACGAUCAAGUCUGCACCGACUUUCGUCUCUGGUGUCGGGACGCGAUUGAUGGGAUUGUUGCUCGUAUUAAGCAUCUUCAGCUUGAAAGGGAUGCUGGUCGUUUGCUAGACUGUCGUGUCCGAUUGAAUUUCUGUCCCUUGGGUGCCUGUGCAUUAGCUGGCACUGGUCUGCCCAUUGAUAGGUUUAUGACUUCUGAGGCUUUGGGAUUCAAUGCCCCCAUGAGAAACAGCAUUGAUGCAGUUUCAGAUCGAGAUUUUGUUCUGGAAUUCCUUUCUGCAAAUUCCAUCACAGCUGUCCAUCUCUCUCGCCUUGGUGAAGAAUGGGUAUUGUGGGCGUCUGAAGAGUUUGGCUUCAUUACCCCUAGUGAUUCUGUUUCAACUGGAAGCAGUAUAAUGCCUCAGAAAAAGAACCCUGAUCCAAUGGAACUCGUCCGGGGAAAAUCCGCUAGAGUUAUUGGGGACCUGGUUUCUCUUCUUGUGUUGUGCAAGGGUCUUCCUCAUGCUUACAACCGGGACUUACAGGAAGAUAAAGAACCUGUAUUUGACAGUGCCAAAACAAUAAGGGGUAUGCUGGAAGUUUCUACAGAAUUUGCAGAAAAUAUCACCUUUGACCAAGAGAGGAUCAGAAAUGCUCUACCGGCUGGUCAUCUUGAUGCAACAACACUCGCAGACUAUCUUGUGAAAAAGGACGUACCUUUUAGAACUUCUCAUGAUAUUGUCGGUAGAGCUGUUGCCUUGUGUGUUUCAAGAAACUGCCAACUUCAAAAUCUGACUCUUGCAGAGCUCAGAAGUAUAAGCUCAGUGUUUGACGAGGACGUUUACGAGUUUCUUGGAGUCGAAAACUCAAUAAAAAAUUUCAGUUCGUAUGGAUCCACAGGCUCUGAAUGCGUAGCCAGUCAACUCGACUACUGGGUAACCAAGUUGGAGUUGAACAGAAAAUGA